Molecule: messenger RNA, 5947 nt
Organism: Numida meleagris (helmeted guineafowl)
Lineage: Eukaryota; Metazoa; Chordata; Aves; Galliformes; Numididae
Gene: RFTN2
Product: raftlin family member 2
Exons: 10
Coding region: 186-1709 (507 amino acids)
Source: RefSeq, a predicted model, not a curated record
UUCCUUUCUGGAAAUGAUUUUCGUCUCCAACCAUGUUGAGGCUCUUUUCUCAUUCUUUCGUUCUGACUAACUUGUCUUUUUUCCUGACUUGCUACUGCAUUUGGGCACUACUUCUGGAGUGAGAGUGGCAGAUCUUGUUGCUCCCCCCUCCUUCUCCUGAGAUUUAAUCACUUGCAGAUCUUACCAUGGGGUGCGGACUGAGAAAGCUGGAAGACCCAGAUGAUAGCAGCCCUGGAAAAAUUUUUUCUACGUUGAAAAGACCACAAGUUGAAACAAAGGCGGAUUCUGCUUAUGAAUAUGUAUUGCUGGAUUUUACUUUAGAAGCUUCCUCUAAUCCAGAAGUUAUCAAGAUCAGUUCUGUGUUGGAUAUAGCAUCUAAGGUGGAAGAAUAUUACAGCAAAGGAUACGUAGUUGGAGCUGUUCAUCCUAUUCUACUGCCAAUUGGACACAGAAGAAAUUUCCCUGCAAGUCAUAUGUAUCGAGUGGUACUUUCACGAUUGAAAUUAAGCCAGAAGCAUGCAACACCCAGAGGACAAAGGAACCCAAGGCUAGUGAUUGAGGAAUGUCCUUUAACGUAUGAAACACUGACAAAUGAGGUAGUGAAAGAACUGUUAGAAAAGGUCAAUGAAGCAGCUAAAAGAGGAAAGAAGUUUGUGGGUUUUAUAACGCAACAUUUUCCUCAAAUUAAAGCCUGUAAUGGAACAAGCACAGAUGGGAGUGCAGAGCUUGAGUCGACACUGGGCAGAAGAAAUAGGGAACACAGAAGGAAAAGUUCCGAUGAUGACUACAAAAACUGGAAUGAAAGGUUGCUGUGUGAUAACCUGUCUGAGAGUGGGAAUGAAGAGGAAAUGCAAGCAGAUAGUGGACUGUUACAGGAUCCAGAUUUCCAGUUUGGAAAAGAAGUCAGCCCUGUUAAACCACGAAAAGGAAAUGACAAGCUGUAUACAGUCUUCAAUGUUUUUGAUGAUGACUCUACCUGCUGGACCUAUCAUGAAGGCACCUUGUCCAUGAAAAUAACAAGAAAGGGACCCGUUAUCAGUACACUGGAAGCAGACUGGCUAGAACUAACCACAUUUUAUUACAAACAAGGAUUAUCUUUAAUUGAUUCUUUUGUACACUGGGAAACUUCUAAAGGUGACCAUUUGCCUAAAUCUUUAGAAGGAUUAUUUAUCUAUGAAGAAGAAGGUUCUGGGGUUCCAGGUUCUAACAGGAAAGGAAAUGAUGCAAUUGUUGUUGAACAAUGGACAGUCAUUGAGGGGUGUGAAAUUAAAACAGAUUACGGACCUUUACUGAACACCUUGGCUGAGUUUGGAUGGCUCCUGACCUGUGUCCUGCCUACACCUAUUGUACGACAUGACAGUGAAGGAAAUCUGGCCACAAAGCAAGUUGUUUUUCUUCAGAGACCUGUUGUAUGGAAUUCUGCUGUCCAGACACCAGAGAAGAAAUCCUUGAGGCAAGUUACUGCGGAGGAAAAAGGCAAAGCCAGUAGCAGAAGUGUUGGAUUAGACACUGCUACUUCCAGCCCUGUAGAAACUGGGCGACCCCCUGAUGAGUUUCACCUGACUCCUUCUAAACAAUGUUGUAUCAAAGAGGCCUCCUCCCAGUUUGGGGGCUUCUCAGGAUUUGGUAGCAGCGAUGGAGUAUUAAGGGAGCUGGACGAUGGACAAUUUGACCAGGAAGAUGGAGUCACUCAGGUCACGUGCAUGUGAUCAAGUAAGUAACUGCAUCAGAUGGACAUGUACAUAGUUCACACAAAUGUAAAACAAAGUACUACUUCAAAUGCAUUGGUGUAAGCCUCUGACUUUGCCCAGACUCAUUUUGUAUUAUUGUCUCUUUGUUAUGCUAAUCCUACUGUAGUAAGAAUACUACUGCAAAAUAAUUUGGCUUCCUGUCUGUCUUCAGUAGAAUAACUACCUGACUGGAUGCUCUGCUGCCUGUUGUUAAUACUUGUGAUAAGCAGGGAAGCAAAAGCUGCAAAAAAGUGACAGUUUGUGUUCUGUAAGAGAGAAAGGAAUGUGGAUGUUGAGUAUUUUCCACAAGCUGGAGGACUGGUUAUUCCCUUUUUUUAAUUACUGUUUUUUAAAACUGUUGUAAAUAUUGGUGGGGGGGAAAAAAAAAGAAUUAUCUGCAUAUUGCUAAGUUUUCACUUUACUUUUCACUAAUUUUCACUUUACUUGCUUUGCCUGAACUCAAAAGCCUAGAGAAAUGUAAGUGAUACGCUAGAGAGUUAAUUUAAGCUGCGUUCAGCCCGGUAUGUACAGAAGAUUUUUCUGAAGGCUGUAGGCAGACGUUGGCUCCUGUAAUACAAUCUCACUUAUGCGGGAUUUGCCAGGGUUCCAUGUUCGAAGCUAUCUCAGCAUAUAGCUUUGUACAUAUGCACUGUAUGAUGAUAUAUUCAUACAGGUCAAGGAACUGUAUAUGAAACACAGCCAGGUGCGCAGUGAUGCUGAUGAUGUACAUGGGGGAAGAAGUAGACAAAACUUAAUAUUAGAUGAGACUUGGUACAAAAACGCUGACGUGUAUAUAUGUUUUAAAAAUUCCUUGCCAACUGUAUAUCACACUGGAUAAACCAUAUCCAACUGCAUCAAAUACCACAAAUGCUGUUCAGGGGAAAGAUGGAAGUUCCUGGAAUUCUGUCCUUACUUUGGGGAUGAGCUCAGUCCUUAUUGUGAGGAGAGGCAUGUGCAGGAAUUUUUUGAUGCUGCUGUCUUGAAAUUGCAUUUGGCAGUUCAGCUUCCUUCUAAGCUGAUCUGCCACUAUCGUUGGGGAAAAAGUCAAAAGCCACAAGAAAAGAAAUUCUACUUUCUUUUCUUUCCUCAGAUCAGUAUUGGCAUUUUUACUUAAAAUACUAUAACUUAGUAUAAUAGCAGAAAAAGAGCACGUCUCGUGACUUGCGAGGAGUUGUAUCUUUCCCUCUGAAUGCAAAGUCCUGUAGGGUACGUAGUUCUUCUCUUCUGAGAACCAGGCACCUGGGAAAUGGGCAGUCCAUGGAACUGGAGCAUUAACUCUUUAACUCCCAGUGCACUACAUGAUGUUAUGAUGUGGAAUACCGAUUGCAAAGAUCAUAAAACCAUGACACCCUGUCCGCAAAUCCUGGAGCAGAAGUCAUGCCAUGAAUUUCUCUUCUUUUCCUAUUGCAUGUUGCUGACAAGUGCAGCUUCUUUUCUCUCAUUUAUGUUUCUUAGCAAAAAUGGUGGCAGUCUGGCAAAGUAGUUCUGAAUGUGACUGUUUUAAGAGCCAAAUCCACGCCGCUGAGCAGCGGGAACACUGGUGCACAGUGUGGGGGGCAGGAGGGCCACAGGAGUACCUGGGGUAGCAGGCACAGUUUGAAGUUCAUCUUUGCCAAGGUCUUGCUGUCAUCCUUACUAGGUCCCUGCUUUUCCACCAGCAUCUUAAGGUCACAGAUGUGGGGCACAGACCUCGCAUUCAUUCCAUGUAUGGGGACAGCAUACAGGGGAUCCCCCUGCAGAAGGGGAAAGUGUUGGCUGGGUGUCCCCCCCCAGAGCUGUCCUCUCAUGCAGCCUGCUGAGUUGUGGCCAUGGAAGAGCAGGCAGCUCCCCUAUGGUGUCACAGAUGUGGAAAUCUGUCUCUAGCAGAAAGCGAUUUAAUUUCAGCAUAUUAAAAAUGGAGCAACAGUUGGUCUUCUGCAGUUUGGAAUAUGAUGCUGUACUUCUGAAAGUGUUUUUCAAAAGUUAUCCAAAAAAGCCCACAAUACUCUUGCACGUGUGCAAUUAAUUUUAACUACUGGUGGUUCUCCAUACAGGUCAAACUUGUACAAAAGCAGCAAAAUUUGGUCAAAAAAAAACUGGCAACUCUCAGUAUUCCAAGUUUAAAAGUUUUCAAUGUGUAUCAGAAAAAUUACCCUUUAUAAAGGAGUAUGACAGUAGUUACAGUUAUGAAUCUUAAAACUAAAUGGCAACUAUUUAUAUAAUGUGUUAUAAUGUGUUAUAAUGUAUAAAACACUAACUUAAAUGCAGUUACUAUUUCGAGAAUGCAUUUAUUGGAUAAAAAGAAUAUUUAACUUUUAAUUGAGGUAUUUUCUUCCCACCAGGUGGUGAGAAUGCAGGAAACUCCAACUAGUAUCCAGAUGCUUUUUCUGAAAAAGUUUUUCCCAUACCAUUGAUGGGUUAUAAACACAGGAGAUUCCAUUUUUGGAACAAGAGCAGUCUCAAUGUCCACCAGUCUAUUCUAGAAUAUUCCCACUUUUAGCAAGAAAGGCUUUUUUUAAACUGUAGGCUACUAAAAAGGAACAUGGCUCUAUUUCAGAGCUGUGAGUGUACUUCACUGCUCGCUCUUGAGUCUCAGUAGGUUUUGAUUGUGCCGCAAACUUGUGUAAAUUUAUGUAUAUGUAAAUAUGCUGAAUUACUUUCUCUGAACCCAUUUAGCAGUGGCUAUUCAGUUAAGGACAGAUGGUUUAUCUUCUAAUACUAUUUGUCUCACAGGGCACAAAGGUGCCCCUGCUGCACAAACAUUAAUCUAGAUUGUCUUCUAGUGUUCUGAUGUCUCUCACCUUGCAGGGCUACAUUUAGGCUCUGUACUGGAAACAAACAAAAUACAAUACUUCACCUGGGGAAAAAAAAAUGUUUCCUGCCAGAUUGACAAGAUAGAGAUGUGUAAAGGGAGUGGCACGGAGGGAGCAGCAAAAGAUUAAGUUCCUCAACACUUUUUUUUUUUUUAAUAAAAGAACUCAAGGGAAUAAUGGAGAUGGUAAGUAGCAAGGCUUGAAAUACAUCAAGUAUUUAUUCAGCUGGCUGUACAACUCCAGCUGCAGGAUGUUGUAUGUAAAACUCUAUGGAUCUAAAAGGUGACUGAAAAAUUCCUGAAAGGAAAAAACACACUCAGUUCUCUUAGAAAGUCACUGAAGCAAAAACAUAUGGUCUGACUAGUUCUUAGACUUGUUAUUCUUCAUCCCUGGGAUAGCUGGACUGAGUAGGACCAUUGUAGAAGGGUAGCAGAUUGGUUUCCUGCUGCAAGACUUUGUUUUAGGAACAGAGGAGAGCAAAGUGUUUGCUCAGUCCAUAGUUAGGUUGCGUGUGAAUGAUCUGACUUCAUGCACUAUUGAAGAACACAGAAUAACUCACCUGUCUUCCUAGGGCAUGCAUGCUGAAACUUCUGAAAAUGCUUCUAAAACAAAUGAUGGCUUUCAGAACUUUUAACGACAAAGAGAUUUUCCAUCUCACUUGGAAAAGAAAAAAGGAGAGGGUACAUUUUCUAUAGAGGGAAUUCUAAUUGAAGCUAUGUGUUUUGUUAUGCUCUUACACAAAUUAGAGCAUUAAGGUGUGCCAUUACUAAUGUUGUAAAUUACUAGCACUUUUUUUUAUUCAAAGUUUGUAAAGCAGAAGAGCUGUGAGGGAGGGUAAGCCUGUUGGUAAGUUUUUUUAUAAGCUCGUGUUAUGUGAAGAAUUUUUAUAUACAUAUGCACACUGCUCAGUCUUCAUUUUACAAGAAUGUACUUCAUGUAUUUCAUUAUCUCAUGCCCUUUUAUUGAAUGAAUUGUGAAUCAAACUUAAAGCAUGGAUGCAUUCUCCAACAAAAAAAAAAAACAUGAAUUUUUUCUCUAAUGUGGCUUCAGCUGUGUGUUCAGUAGAGUCCCUUACCUCUAUGUGGCAGCACAAAUGCCCCAGAACUAUUAGAAAACAUAGAGAUGGAAAUCUAUUAAUGCUGUUCCCAACCUCUGCAAAAGACCGUUUAUAGUUCAAGUCUUAAAUUGUUUGGACAGGAAAUACUAGAAGUGUUUGCAAACCAGGAGAAAUGGUCCAUUAAAAACAAAAAUGCUGUGCCCUGCUCAUAAUUGUCACAACAAUUCAUUUACAUACCUCAUCAGCUGGAAUAAACUACUGCUUAACUUCUGUUUCUGGUCUAUAAAAUACUAUUUUUGUGUGAUGUUAAAAUCCCUUUUACAUUUCUGAGAGGAAGCUUCUCACCAUUAAAAGCACUUACCAAAUCA